AUGGAAGAAACAAAUUUUGCUGUCGAUACGGAACAGGGUUUUAAACUUCAAGGAACCUUGUAUUUAAAAGAUAAUGCGCCCAGUGAUGAUAUCGUCAUAUUUUGUCAUGGUCUUAUGAACACGAGAAAUUCCGAGGUUAAUCAAUCCAUUAUUAAGGAGAUAGAUUUCAAUUCUAUCUCUUUUGAUUUUCAGGGUAACGGAGAGAGUGAAGGGACGACAAGAUGCGGAAAUCACAUUGAAGAAGUUGAAAAUAUCCGUUGUAUUGUCUGCUACGUGAGAUCCAUUUUAAAGCGAAAAGUCCUUUGCAUUUGUGGACACAGCAAAGGUGCAGUUGUGGUGCUUUUAUAUGCGUCGAAAUACAAUGAUGUUCCAUUAGUCAUCAAUAUUUCUGGCAGAUAUGAUCAUACACAAAUUCCAUCAUAUCUCACGUCCGAACAGUUUUUGCAAAGGUUCGGGCCAAUUAACGAUCAGGAUUAUGAAGAAUUUAAGCAAUUGAACACGUCUGUUGUAAAAAAUAUUGAUCGGCAAAAGUCGAAGGUUCUGACUGUCCAUGGUUCCAAAGACAAUGUCUGUCCUCCGGAAGGAGCUUUAACGUACCACAAGUUAAUUGGUCCAGAACCUCAUCACAAAUUGGUGAUGAUUCAAGAUGCAGACCAUGGAUAUAAGAAUAAAAAGAACGAAUUGACGGCGAAUAUAAGAUCGUGGCUUUCUGAGAAUUUUUCGUGGGCUUCUAAAAUCAACUAA
Messenger RNA from Acaulospora morrowiae, 744 nucleotides. The record is from the annotation of a GenBank genome assembly. NCBI's taxonomy places the organism in Eukaryota, Fungi, Glomeromycota, Glomeromycetes, Diversisporales, Acaulosporaceae.